AUGAUUGGUGCGGACGACUUCCUGUCAGAAGAGCCCAGAAUCGCUCUGCCCGAGGAUCUCAGUUGUGUGACCAAGAACCCGCACAGGACCAAAGUCAGCGCAGAUGUGCUCGAGAGCCUGAUGUCGGGCCCGCUGAAGAGCGCUAUCGAGAGGGGGCGCAGUAAAACGGAUCUGGACGAUGAGCCGCUCGUGCUGCCGUCCUCACAGCUGCUCGAAUGCAUCAACCGGUCAAUCACAAAGUACGAGGCUGAGAGGCAGCGGCCAGCCGACCUGAACGAGGCCAUGAGCGGCAGCGCUCUGCUGGCAUUGGGAGUCAUCGUCCAGGAGCACUGCCGGCUCAUGCUUGAGUGA
Linderina pennispora is the source of this 351-nucleotide messenger RNA. RefSeq lists its product as uncharacterized. The record is from RefSeq and is a predicted model, not a curated record. The coding region runs from base 1 to 351 and encodes 116 amino acids. The transcript has 2 exons. Lineage: Eukaryota; Fungi; Kickxellomycota; Kickxellomycetes; Kickxellales; Kickxellaceae.